UUGUCAUUCACCAGCGGGGGAAGAUUUCAGUGUCCCAGAAAAAGUUCAUAUAAAAAGGAAGCCAGGAGAACAGGAACAUUGCAGCAUUCAUCCCAACCAAAGGAAGCUUGGCAUCUCUUGGGCUUCACUUCCCAACAGAGUGGAGAUGACCCCCAAACUUCUAGCUGCUGUUGUUCUGCUGAGUCUGGGUUUGGAAGGCUGUUCCAGCCAGCACUGGUCCUAUGGGUUGCGCCCUGGAGGAAAGAGAAGCGCGGAACACUUGGUCGAUUCUUUCCAAGAGAUGGGCAAAGAGGUGGAUCAACCGGCAGAACCCCAGCACUUCGAGUGCACUGUCCACUGGCCCCGCUCGCCCCUCAGGGACCUGCGAGGAGCUCUGGAAAGUCUGAUCGAAGAGGAAACCAGGCAGAAGAAGAUGUAAGUUCACUGGUCCCGAAGGAUCCACAACACCCAAGUAUGACGUGGACAUUUUAAAAUGUGACCUGUUAUAGAUCUGUACUUGUGUGUUUCAGCAUUUCUAUGCCCAGCGGCAUGGAUUUCAUAAUAAAGCAAUGUGUUGUGGAUCAAGUACUGUAAAUGUGACAUGCCUUUGACUCCAAGCUCAGAAUGCAGCUUUAAAAUUUUUUUUUAUUCUUUUGUGUCUUUCACAUCAUGCAUUUCCAUCCCGUUCAUUUCCUGUUCCUUCCAUUCUGCCCUCUACCCUUCCCCCCC
Molecule: messenger RNA, 708 nt
Organism: Microtus ochrogaster (prairie vole)
Lineage: Eukaryota; Metazoa; Chordata; Mammalia; Rodentia; Cricetidae
Gene: Gnrh1
Product: gonadotropin releasing hormone 1
Biological process (GO): multicellular organism development; reproductive process
Cellular component (GO): extracellular region
Molecular function (GO): gonadotropin-releasing hormone receptor binding; gonadotropin hormone-releasing hormone activity
Source: RefSeq, a predicted model, not a curated record